Molecule: messenger RNA, 5970 nt
Organism: Nematostella vectensis (starlet sea anemone)
Lineage: Eukaryota; Metazoa; Cnidaria; Anthozoa; Actiniaria; Edwardsiidae
Product: low-density lipoprotein receptor-related protein 6
Exons: 18
Coding region: 144-5099 (1651 amino acids)
Molecular function (GO): protein binding
Source: RefSeq, a predicted model, not a curated record
GCCCGAAUUAUGCAAGUUCGAUAUUUUAUUUGUAUGUGCGCUUAGAAAUCCAGAAUUAUGACUAGCAUUUGUUGGGUUAUUUUGCCUUUGAUCGUACACAACUGGCAGCUCUGAUGGUCCUUCAAGUGGCAAGAUAGCGAAGGAUGUUCGCCAAAGUUGUUUUGUGUGUGUUUUGUUUGACUCUGUACCGGAUUUCUUCGGCGUCGUCUCCGAGGCUGAUUUUCGCCAAUCGAAGUGAUAUACGAAUUUUGCAAACAAAUGGUGGAACUCCGAAUGUUACGGUUGUUGUAAAAAAUCUGGAGGAUGCAAUUGCGUUGGACUUUGAUUAUGAGCAAAACUAUGUGUUUUGGACGGAUGUUCUCUUGGAGAAAAUCAAAAGAGCUCGAAUAUUUGGGAAUAACACACAGGAAGAUGUGAUAUCGGUAGGACUAAAGCGCCCCGAAGGGCUUGCAGUGGAUUGGUGCAGUAAAAAACUCUAUUGGACUGAUUCGGAAGUAGAAACGAAUCGCAUUGAAGUCUCCAAUAUGGACGGAAGAUUUAGAAAAGUUUUAUUCUGGGAGAAUCUUGGACAACCUCGAGCAAUCGCUGUAGACCCUGCGUCUGGAUACAUGUUCUGGACCGACUGGGGAGAAGAGCCUAAAAUUGAGCGUGCAGGAAUGGACGGCACACAAAGAACUGUUAUUGUAUCGAAAGAUAUUUUUUGGCCUAAUGGCUUAACAAUAGAUCACAAUGAUAAACGAAUCUAUUGGACUGAUGCUAAGCAACAUCACAUUGCAACUACAGACUUCAAUGGCAAAGAAAAGAGAACAAUUAUACGGGGAACAUUACCCCAUCCAUUUGCAGUCAGUUUGUACGGAAAUAAACUCUACUGGACUGAUUGGACAACAAAGUCCAUUCAUUCAUGCAACAAAAAGACAGGUUUUGGGAGACUCAAAUUGCAGUCAAAUGUGUACUCGCCGAUGGGGAUCCAUGUAUUUGAGAAAGCAAGACAGGAUCCAUUACCAAAAGGACGUAAAGGCUGUGGCUUGAAUAAUGGAGGUUGCAGCCAUCUUUGCUUGCUCUCCCCCCAAGGCAUCUCCUGCGCAUGUCCAACUGGUGUUAGGCUUCUACUGGACAACAAAACCUGCGAAAAUGGGCCCAAACAUUUCCUUCUGCUUGCAAGACGGACAGAUCUACGGAGGAUCUCACUAGACACCCCUGACCACACUGAUGUAGUUCUACCCUUUGUGGGGAUCAAGCAUGGAAUAGCUGUCGACUUUGACCCUAUUGAGGAGUAUAUAUACUGGAGUGAUGACACCCUACAAGUCAUCAAGAGAGCCCAUAUUGAUGGGAAAGGUGUUGAGACAGUGGCAUCAGUUGAAGUUCAGAAUCCUGAAGGCAUCGCUGUUGACUGGAUAGCUCGUAACCUGUACUGGACAGAUACUGGAAUGGACAGGAUAGAAGUCAGCAGACUUAAUGGCACUUCCCGCAAGAUUCUUAUCUCAGAGGACCUGUGGGAACCAAGGGCUAUUGUUGUCGACCCAGGAAAGGGGCACAUGUACUGGACUGACUGGGGAGAACACCCAAAGAUUGAGCGAGCUGAUCUUGAUGGUGGUAACAGAAUUAUCUUAGUAAACAGCUCUGUGACAUGGCCUAAUGGCUUAACUAUUGACUAUUCCGACAACAAGAUAUACUGGGCAGAUGCCAAGCUUGACAAAAUCGAAGUCAUGGAUGUAGAUGGAAGCAAUCGUAGGGUGGUUCUUGACAGCAAUAUACGGCAUGUUUUUGGGUUGACUCUUCUUGGAAACUACCUCUAUUGGACAGACUGGGAGCGCAGGAACAUAGACAGUGUUAAUAAGUUUACAGGAAGAGAGAAAAGAAGUGUUGUGGAACAACUGCCGGAUCUUCAAGGACUCAAGGCCAUCAACAUGUCCAUCACUUAUGGGUCUAACCCUUGUCAGACAAAUAAUGGUGGCUGUAGUCACUUGUGUCUGUAUCGUCCUGCGGGUGUUGUGUGUGGAUGUCCAAAUGGAAUGGAACUGAUCAAAGAUCAGCUCACUUGUAUUGUGCCAAGAGCAUUUCUUCUGUUCUCUGGAAGCCAUGAUAUCCAUCGAAUCUCCUUGGAUACCUACAGUGGUGGCAAGGAUAUUCCCCUGGUUGGCAUCAAAGAAGCCAAUGCGUUGGAUUUCAGCAUUGAAGAGAAAAGAAUUUACUGGACUGAUAUAACCCUAAAGUCAAUCAACCGAGCAUAUCUAAAUGGAAGCAACCCAGAGAAACUAAUUAUUGUUGAUCUGGAAUAUCCGGAUGGACUUGCUGUGGACUGGAUUGCUAAGAAUUUGUACUGGACAGAUUCCAGGAAGCAUAAGAUUGAGGUGUCCAGGCUUGAUGGUCAACAUAGGCGCACUCUUCUUUACAAAGAUGUGUGGGAACCAAGAUCUCUUACUUUGGAUCCUGUCAAUGGUCACCUAUAUUGGGCCAAUGGCGGACAAGACUCAAGUAUAGACAGAGCAAACAUGGAUGGUUCCAACCGCACCAAGGUCAUCUCUAAUGUCAAGCGCCCCACGGACAUCACAAUAGAUUACAAAGAAGGGUUGCUGUUCUGGGCUGACUCUGAGAGGAAAGUGAUCGAGUGUGCUGACUUGCAUGGCAGAAACAGAAGAACUGUUGCCCAAGCAACAAAACCUUUUGCACUGACUCAGUACUUGGACUAUAUUUACUGGACUGACUGGGAGACCGAGUCUAUUGAGAGAGCCAACAAGACCACUGGUUUAAACAGGACACGUAUACGCAGUCGGGUGGACUAUGUCAUGGAUAUUACCGUGUUCCACUCUAGCCGCCAAGAGGGUUGGAAUGUUUGCUCCAUGAAUAACGGCGGAUGCAGUCACUUGUGUUUGGCACGCCCUAAUAAACAGAAAACCUGUGCUUGCCCUAUGCACUUCAAACUGAUGUCUGAUAAUCGCACGUGUCAAGAGCCCCUCUCAUUCAUGCUGUACAGCACCGUGAAGGGCAUCCAUCGCUUCAUAUUCGACUCCACUGAUUACGCCGAGAUCAGCCUUCCACUGCGCAAACUCCAUGAUGUUAAGGCUGUGAGCUAUGACAUCAGCACUGGCUUUGUGUACUGGAUUGACGCUGUGGAAGGCACCAUCCGGCGAGCUCUUGAGAACGGCUCUCUUAGUGGAGUUAUAGUCGCUGGGCCGGACGUGGAACCAUAUGACCUAGCCAUUGACCCGUAUGGCCAGCAGAUGUUCUGGACUGAUGCUGUCCGAAAUGAGAUAAAUGUUUUCAGCUUGAAAAAGAUGGCGCCUUUAGGCGUGGUAGCAUCAGCAAAGGAUGAGAUGCCACGAUCCAUUGUACUAUUUCCCGAGAAAGGUUUAAUGUUCUGGACGGAUGUCGGUAAGAACGGUCCCAAGAUCCUUCGCGCAUCCAUGGAUGGCUCGUUCCCUCAGCCAAUCGUGAGCAACAUACCCAGGUCCCCAGUCGGCCUCGCCGUGGACACGGACAGGGACAAGCUGUACUGGACGGACACUGCACACAAGAAGAUCGAGUUUUCCGACCUGCAAGGUGCUAAGCGCACGGUUCUCGUAGACACGAACCUCCUCACCCCCAUCGGCCUUGCCAUUCAUGGGGACUUCGUCUACUGGAUUGACAGCCGCGCGCGGGUACUCAAACGAGUUCGCAGGGAAGUGGGAAGCGACGAGCAGACGAUUCAAGCCGAAAUAGACGUCACGGACCUCGUAGCUCUUGAUCGGUCCCAGAUCAGCGGGACAGUUCCACACCCGUGCAAGCAGAAUGACUGUAGUCACAUUUGCCUAAUUGGACGGGAUAAUGCCGCCAAGUGCUCCUGUACGGGCUCGCUAGUAUUGCAGGAUGACGAGAAGAACUGCGGAGAGCCUUCCACUUGUAAGCCCAACUACAUCUCAUGCGCCAGUAUGAAAGCCAUCUGUAUCCCAAAGAUGUGGCGCUGCGACGGCAUGCUUGACUGUACGGACAAAUCCGACGAGGAAGAUUGCCCUCCUUGUAAGGAAAACCAGUUUCGUUGUGAUAAUGGCCAGUGUAUAGACGGUGACCCACGCUGUGAUAAGUACAAGAACUGCACUGACGGCAGUGACGAGCUAGGAUGUGCCACUUGUGAGCCCAAUUUCUUCCGCUGCAACACCGGCAAGUGUAUCAGCGCUCGCUGGCAGUGUGACCAAUUGGAUGACUGCGGAGAUAACUCGGACGAGAUCGGCUGCGACACUCCCCCGGGUAACGGCACUAAUGCUAACCACCCGCCCGUGGGCCUUCGAUCGCCGAUCAGCGGCAACAUGCUUGGAGGAAUCGUCGCAUCUAUUGUGUUCUGUAUUUUUCUAUUCUUCGUCACGUUGCUGGUCUGGCGUCGUGUCAAACGCACCCCUCACACGCUCAGCACAGAGAUCGGCCUCGUUGUCACGCCAGUGUUACAUGGUCACGCAUCCUCUCUUUCGUCCUCAAGCUCAUCACGCGCCAGUAUUUGUGCGGCGUUACCAGUACGGAAUGGAUCUACCACUUCCGGUUCGAACAAACGGCAAAAGCCACUUCCGGGACCUACUUCACUGUCUGGGACUUCGCAGACGCCUUACGAUCGCAAUCAUCUGACUGGCGCGUCGUCAUCUUCAUCUGCGUGCACUGUCAUAAGCGCCUACCCACGAGAGCCUCUAAACCCCCCACCCUCCCCUGCAACGGAACGCUCGUUAUUCACGGUACGGUCACGUGGCUAUUGUGAGUCGGUGAUGACGCCUUCCACGUGCCCAUCUCAUCGUUACUAUAGAACGCCGCGGAUGCCUCCUCCCCCAACACCGGCAUCAACGGACGCGGAGGGCUCCGUCAAACAGCCCAGUAGACAUUGCCGGCGGUCACAUAGGUGCCGGCCUAGUAGGGGGACACUCAGUCGGUACAAUGGCUCUGUCACGGAGUCGACCGACCUGGCUUACGAGUCGGACUUAUUCGCUCCGCCGCCAACUCCAAACACUAACUAUUUAUCCGAGGCGACGCACUUAUCUGAUCAAGAGUGUCCGCCCUCACCCACCGCGACCGAGCGGAGCUUCUUUCAGCCGUACCCCCCUCCCCCAUCACCGGUGACGGAAACCCCCUCGCUCGUGUGAUCAAUCACUAGAAUAGAUAGAAUAGUUACCUUUUGAUAGAAUCAUAGUACGAAAGCAAUACCACCCGGCUAGACUCGAUGUGUCACGUGGUGGAUCACGUGACGAAUAUCCUGAUGUCACCUGACCUACCACCACGUGACAUGGUGACGUUAGGGUGAUUUAGAUCCAGGACGCCGGCAAGAGGACCGCCGCCUCGCGCACGUUCGAUUGCGCCCGCACGCUGAUUUUUGCCGGCGUCCCGUCCUGAAGAGGACGUGGAAAUGCAUGAAAUGCUGUCCUGAACAGGACGCGACGCAGGCAAAAAUCAGCGUGCGCGCGUAACCGAACGUGCGCGAGGCGGCGUCCUCUUGCCAGCGUCGUGGAUCUAAAUCACCCUAUUGCCACGCCGAGAAUGACAGAGACAGCGGAAAAAGCGCAAACUGAUUAUUUGCCAAGAAUGUUUUACUAUUAUGUAACUGAGUUUUGGCCCUCGUAUACUAAUGUGGUUGACCUUUUUCGAAAACCUUUUAGUGACAUCUUAUUUUUUAUUUUUUAUACCAGAUCGUUUAGGUAAAAAUCGCUUGGCAAAGAAAAGUUAUUUAACAAUGUAUCACUGUAAAUAUUGUAGAUAUUGAAAAUAUGUAAAUUGAUGAUAAGUUAAACUACCAAAGAAAGAGUAUUAUGCACACUAUAUGACCUCUGAAGGACAAGGACAUCUCACUCCUCUGGUCACGGGACUAUGUGGACCGGAAGAAGCGGGUUCUUAACACGUGACUCCGCUAGCCGGAAGUCCAGCAUUCUGUCCUACUACAAACAGUCCAAUGGUUGGCGGACCGAUUUAAUAUUUUGGUAGAUUAAUAUAUUUUUAAAAGAAAAACGUUUUUAUUCAAAA